AUUUCUAGCCGUGCACAGUGACCUAUCGGCCAAGGACCUACCCUCGAGUUCUAUUCUGCAACAGUGAACAGUGAAGGUCUCCAAAGAGAUGGAGUACGAGGGUUACAACGACUCCAGCAUCUACGACGAGGAGUAUUCUGACGGCUCAGACUACAUCGUGGACUUGGAGGAGGCGGGUCCACUGGAGGCCAAGGUGGCCGAGGUCUUCCUGGUGGUAAUCUACAGCUUGGUGUGCUUCCUCGGGAUCCUAGGCAAUGGCCUGGUGAUUGUCAUUGCCACCUUCAAGAUGAAGAAGACGGUGAACACCGUGUGGUUCGUCAACCUGGCCGUGGCUGACUUCCUGUUCAACAUCUUCUUGCCCAUCCAUAUCACCUAUGCCGCUAUGGACUACCACUGGGUGUUUGGGAAAGCCAUGUGCAAGAUUAGUAGCUUUUUGCUAAGCCACAACAUGUACACCAGCGUCUUCCUGCUCACUGUCAUCAGCUUCGACCGCUGCAUCUCCGUGCUCCUCCCCGUCUGGUCCCAGAACCACCGCAGCGUGCGUCUGGCCUACAUGACCUGCGUGGUCGUCUGGGUCCUGGCUUUCUUCCUGAGUUCCCCGUCCCUCGUCUUCCGGGACACGGUCAGCACCAGCCACGGGAAGAUAACCUGCUUCAACAACUUCAGCCUGGCCGCGCCCGAGCCUUUCUCUCAUUCCACCCACCCGCGAACAGACCCGGUAGGGUACAGCAGACAUGUGGCGGUCACCGUCACCCGCUUCCUCUGCGGCUUCCUGAUCCCCGUCUUCGUCAUCACGGCCUGUUACCUCACCAUCGUCUUCAAGUUGCAGCGCAACCGCCUGGCCAAGACCAAGAAGCCCUUCAAGAUCAUCAUCACCAUCAUCAUCACCUUCUUCCUCUGCUGGUGCCCCUACCACACGCUCUACCUGCUGGAGCUCCACCACACGGCUGUGCCGGCCUCUGUCUUCAGCCUGGGACUGCCCCUGGCCACGGCCGUCGCCAUCGCCAACAGCUGUAUGAACCCCAUCCUGUACGUCUUCAUGGGCCACGACUUCAAAAAAUUCAAGGUGGCCCUUUUCUCCCGCCUGGUGAACGCCCUGAGCGAGGACACAGGACCCUCCUCCUACCCCAGUCACAGGAGCUUCACCAAGAUGUCCUCGUUGAUUGAGAAGGCUUCAGUGAAUGAGAAAGAGACCAGCACCAUCUGAGCCUUCCCUGGGACUGUCCCCAAUGGGCUCCACAGCCCAGGGACUUGUCUCCUGAGGUAGGAGACACACCUGGAGCCUUUGGGUAUGCCCCAGCGCCCGCUACGUCUUGCAGGAGGCGGCCCAUUUUUUUGGGUGGGGUUCCCAAGUGAGGACACUCUUCCAGCAAAAUGGCAGACAAGCAACCUGGGCCCCUGCCGCAGGAGUAUGGGACCAACUUCCACCAGCUCAGAAAAGGGAGGGUCUGUG
Messenger RNA from Rattus rattus (black rat), 1453 nucleotides. It is a transcript of the gene Cmklr1, whose product is annotated as chemerin chemokine-like receptor 1. The coding region runs from base 89 to 1207 and encodes 372 amino acids. The record is from RefSeq and is a predicted model, not a curated record. Gene Ontology annotation, biological process: regulation of calcium-mediated signaling; inflammatory response; complement receptor mediated signaling pathway. The transcript has 2 exons. Gene Ontology annotation, cellular component: plasma membrane. Gene Ontology annotation, molecular function: G protein-coupled receptor activity; complement receptor activity. NCBI's taxonomy places the organism in Eukaryota, Metazoa, Chordata, Mammalia, Rodentia, Muridae.